AUGAUGCUCCUCACGUUUCAGGUGCAAGUCAUGCUGGUGGUGGUAUGCCUCCUCGCCGCCAUCGCCAGUGCACAGUCAUCGUCUGCCUCGGCGUCUGCUUCGGCAUCCGAUUCAGCAGUGUUUUUUAUUACCACUCCCUCUGAUUCUGCCUCUGCAUCCGCCUCUGCAUCCGCCUCAGACUCGGACGAUGACACCACCUCCACCGUGACCACCACCACCUCGACAACAACAACGGGCUCAACGUUCAGCACGACACUGUCCUGGACAUCCGCCAACGAAACCUCGCCCGCCAGUUCCUCCCCCUCCUCCUCCUCCAGCGGCAACGCCUCCGCCACAUCCACCGGCAAAUACCCCAUCACGACCGACAACUCCUGCGGCCCCAGCGUCGACCGCAUGUGCCUCAUCACCGGCGUAAACCCCUGCUGCAGCUCCUCCGGCUUCUGCGGCUCCACCCCCGACUACUGCGGCAGCGGGUGCCAAUCCGCCUACGGCAACUGCACUGCACCAGCCAGUAACACCUCCUCGCCCCUCGGCUUCCCCGCCUGCAGCUGGGCGCUCGGCGAGGGCACGUCGCCCCGGUGCGACGGCCGGUGCGGCGCCGCCUUCAACGGGUCGACGUGCAACCCGGACGCGGCGCCCGACGCCUUCGCCACGUACGGCGUCUUCGAUUACGGGCCGUGCUGCAGCUCCGAGGGGUUCUGCGGGAGCACGGUCGCGCAUUGUGGGGAUGCGUGUCAGAGUGGGUGUAAUGGCUCCGCGGGAACGGAGACGACGAGUUCGGCGGGUGCGACGGUUACGGUUACGGCGGCGGCGACGUCGUCGACGGCGGGGGCGGCGGGGAGGGUGGGCGUGGUGGCGGAGGGGGGAGUGGUGGCGGUGGUGUUGGGGGUUGUGGGUGUGGUGGUGCAGGCGCUUUGA
Molecule: messenger RNA, 918 nt
Organism: Diplodia corticola
Lineage: Eukaryota; Fungi; Ascomycota; Dothideomycetes; Botryosphaeriales; Botryosphaeriaceae
Product: carbohydrate esterase family 4 protein
Exons: 2
Coding region: 1-918 (305 amino acids)
Molecular function (GO): chitin binding
Source: RefSeq, a predicted model, not a curated record